Molecule: messenger RNA, 831 nt
Organism: Pocillopora meandrina
Lineage: Eukaryota; Metazoa; Cnidaria; Anthozoa; Scleractinia; Pocilloporidae
Source: the annotation of a GenBank genome assembly
AUGGACUUGAGUUAUUUUACUACUCUAAGGCAGUACCCUGUAUCAAGAAUGAUACGGUGGCUGCAGAAUCGUUCGCUUCUAGCGAAUCCUCUUCACUGCGGCGCUUGUCACGAGGACAUGGUUAUGGUUGGGAGAACCGAUGGCCACAUCGACGGUUAUCAAUGGUUAGUUGCUGCAAUAAGUAUAUUAUAUGUGUACCAUAUAUUUUAUUCACGAUUUCUCUUUUGGAAGGUCAUAUUUGGAGCUUUAGUUACGCUAUAAAGGAAGGCCGAUAAGUGUUACCUUCAAAGUUCGCCUUAUUACACUGCUCGGAGUUCAGAAAAACGCUUAAUUUUACCUUAUGUAUGUUUUUGAGAGUUGAUUUAGUACAUGGUCGAAGAUUACUUCAAAUUCUGCAUUACUGGGGCAAAAUUUAAACUGAUGGAGUAGCAUAAAAAAUAUCACAAGAAUUACAAAUGGGGUUGGACUGCCUAGGAGUUAAAUUUUCACUAAAAGUUGAUAACAUUCCUCGCUUUGGAGGAGGCGCGAGACACGCGAGUUCGUGUGAACUUUGAAAAAAUUAACUUACGCAAAUAUUUCCCUUUCUGCGUCCUCUAAAGGCUUUCGUGCGCGCUUAAGUCUGAAUCGUUUCAGAAAAAAAAUACUGUUUCAGUACAGGCUCGUAAGAAAAGGCAAAACGAAGGUUUUAAAUUAUAAAAGUAAUUAAUAAUUUACACUUCCGUUAUCUAUUCUUUUUUUAACUUAAGGAGAUGCAGGACAUGCAAGAAAAAGCGAAGUUUAAGGGCCAAUAGCUUUUUCGCUGAAUUCCCCAAAAUUCCUCUGGGGAAAUGA